AGUUGCGUGACAUCACUUCCGGGGUCACAGUUCGUGUUGACAUCCGCAGACUCACGGCUAACUAAUGGCUGAACUCGACAUUGGGAAGCAUUGUCAGAUCGAUUCCUGUAAUCAAAAAGAUUUUCUUCCAUUUGUUUGUGAUUGCUGCAGUGGAGUUUUUUGCCUUGAUCAUAGAAGCAGAGAGGCCCAUUCAUGUCCAGAGGAGUCAGUGAAAAGGGAAUCCCGGACUGAAGGUGGCAGCACAAGCUAUCCAUGUUCAUUUCAAGACUGCAAGGGAAAAGAAUUGCUGCCAGUAAUCUGUCAGCAGUGUGAAAAACAUUUCUGUUUGGCCCAUCGUCAUCAGGAUGAUCACAAGUGUGAGAAGUUGGAGGUCCAAAAGCCUCGAAUGGCAGCCACAAAAGAGCUGGUGCAAAAGAUUGUCGAGUCAAAGGAUCUAACCAAAAGUAAAGGACGCAGAGGAGCAAAGAACAGUGCGACUGCAGCGAAGGUAGCAUUAAUGAAACUGAAGCUGCAUGCUGCAGGAGACAAGGGCCUGCCACAGACAGAAAGAACUUAUUUUCAGGUAUAUCUUCCUAAAGAAUCCAAAGACUCGAGCCAGCCCAUGUUCUUCUGUUCCAAAUGGAGUGUGGGCAAAGUGGUGGAUUAUGCAGCAUCUUUAGCUAGCCUCAAGAACAACAAUAACAUCCUGACAGCAAAGAAGCUGCGGUUGUGUCACCCUCAGACAGGUGAAGCUUUCAGGAUGGAUGACACCCUGCUCUCGCUGCUGGCCCACCCUGAAACUCCCCUGUACAAUGGGGGUAAUGUGAUUCUGGAGUACCUGGAUAACGAGUGCACAAACCUUGACGAUGUUUCUGACUACAUUACACAGACCUGACAGACCAACACCAACUACAGCCUCAGUGUUUCCUGUGUGCCAUUUGUACUCCUGUCAAUAAAAUGCUAUAUUGACAUUUCUAAA
Acanthopagrus latus (yellowfin seabream) is the source of this 958-nucleotide messenger RNA. It is a transcript of the gene zfand1, whose product is annotated as zinc finger, AN1-type domain 1. Gene Ontology annotation, biological process: cytoplasmic stress granule disassembly. The coding region runs from base 65 to 874 and encodes 269 amino acids. Gene Ontology annotation, molecular function: zinc ion binding. The transcript is spliced from 8 exons. NCBI's taxonomy places the organism in Eukaryota, Metazoa, Chordata, Actinopteri, Spariformes, Sparidae. The record is from RefSeq and is a predicted model, not a curated record. Gene Ontology annotation, cellular component: cytoplasm; cytoplasmic stress granule.